Messenger RNA from Aspergillus tubingensis, 2196 nucleotides. Its product is annotated as glycoside hydrolase family 47 protein. The record is from RefSeq and is a predicted model, not a curated record. Gene Ontology annotation, cellular component: membrane; endoplasmic reticulum. NCBI's taxonomy places the organism in Eukaryota, Fungi, Ascomycota, Eurotiomycetes, Eurotiales, Aspergillaceae. The transcript is spliced from 3 exons. Gene Ontology annotation, molecular function: calcium ion binding; mannosyl-oligosaccharide 1,2-alpha-mannosidase activity. The coding region runs from base 1 to 2196 and encodes 731 amino acids. Gene Ontology annotation, biological process: carbohydrate metabolic process; N-glycan processing.
AUGUCUUUCCAGGCCCCUCGGAACAGUUCUCCAUUUUCGUCUCAGCAACCGUUCCAGAAUAACUACUGGCGUGCUAGUCGAAGCCCUGGGACCAACGGGCUGCCUGGCUAUGGGUUUUCGCCACCGACUGGUAUCUCCAACUCCCUGAACAAUCCCCUCGCCGGCGACCGCACUCUCCCCAUGUACAAGGACAAACCCUACUUCGCACCACGACGCACCGGUCCGAGAGCCAGGCGGCGGAAGAUCAUAUAUAGCGGACUAUGUCUGUUUGUUCUGCUCGCUCUCUGGUACUACUCUGGCUCUGGUCAGCCGGAAUGGAAGACACCGGACGCGGAGAAGGGCGCCGAGCUCUGGAAGUGGGUGCAAAGUUUUGAGGAGUCGGAACCACCAUACGAUGGCAGUGCGGUGACAGAGAAAAUUGACUGGGAAGCAAGGAGGGAGAAAGUCCGCGACGUCUUCAUUGUCAGUUGGGAUGGUUAUGCAGCUCAUGCGUGGGGUUACGAUGAAUACCACCCUAUCGCCAAAAACGGCCGACACAUGAUUGAAGGAGGAAUGGGGUGGAUAAUUGUUGAUGCGCUGGACACGUUGAUGAUUAUGAACCUGACGUCCCGAGUGCAACAUGCCCGCAGCUGGAUUCACAACUCGUUGCAAUACAACCAGGACCACGAUGUGAAUACCUUCGAGACUACCAUUCGCAUGCUGGGAGGCUUACUUUCCGCACACUAUCUCUCCACGAACUACCCCGAGCUGGCUCCGCUCACGGAUGACGAUACAGGCGCGCCGGGAGAAGACUUAUAUAUCGAGAAGGCUACCGAUCUGGCAGAUCGUCUAUUAGGCGCCUUUGAAUCCGGUACGGGAAUUCCGUAUGCAAGUAUCAAUCUCAACAAAUCGGAGGGCCUCCCUUCGUAUGCGGAUAAUGGCGCCUCAUCUACUGCCGAAGCAACUACUCUCCAGCUGGAGUUCAAGUACUUGGCCAAGCUGACGGGCGAGGCCGAGUACUGGCAGGCUGUGGAGAAGGUCAUGGAGGUCGUGGACGACCAGAAGAUGGAAGACGGAUUGCUUCCGAUCUACGUAUAUCCAGAGACCGGCGAGUUUAAAGGCGAUAACAUCCGUCUCGGUAGCAGAGGCGACUCGUACUACGAAUACCUCAUCAAGCAGUACCUUCAAACGAAGGAGACUGAACCGAUCUACAAGGACAUGUGGGACGAGUCCCUCGUUGGCGUGCGCAAGCACCUAAUCACCUACACACAGAAUGCCAAAUUGACCGUCCUGGGCGAACGACCUGCCGGGCUGCACGGAGUCCUUUCCCCCAAGAUGGACCACCUAGUCUGCUUCUACCCCGGCACAAUCGCCCUCGCAGCAACCGGCGGGCGUCCUCUUUCCGAGGCAAGACAGUCACCCGACUGGGGCCAACGCCAGGAGGAAGAGAUUCUCCUCGCCCGAGAACUAACCAAGACCUGCUGGGCAACGUACCUAAUCACGAAGACCGGCCUCGCACCAGAGAUCACCUACUUCAAUGUAGACGACCCUCGUGUUAUGGAGACAGACAUGUACCCAGACUCGACGAUUGCCAACCCCAGCUCAGGCCAGCAAAAAGCCUCUGGCGAACUCCCCCUCCUUUCCAAAUCCAUUUACCCCGUCACCGACUACUCCACCAAAUGGCGCGAUGACCUCAACAUCCACAAACAAGACCGCCACAACCUCCAACGCCCAGAGACCGUCGAAUCCCUCUUCUACAUGUACCGCAUCACCGGAGACGACAUCUACCGGCAUUGGGGCUGGGAGAUGUUCAAGUCCUUCGUCAAGCACACCGCCGUGGUCGAGGACAUCCCUGUUGAUGAACUCAGCAAAGAAGACACAUCCAGCUCAACAUCAUCGUCGGAGACAGAAGAAGACGACGGAACCCGACAGAAGUCGAAACCCCAGAAAAUCACCGGCUUCACCUCACUCUCAAACGCCGAUGACGACCCCCCAGUGAAGCGUGACAACAUGGAGAGUUUCUGGAUGGCAGAGACGCUCAAAUACUUCUACCUGCUCUUCUCGGACCGCGACUUCAUCUCUCUGGAAGAACAUGUCUUUAACACAGAAGCACACCCUCUCCCGCGGUUCAAGCCGACGGGCGAGUUGAAAACAGGAUGGAUGAGGAAGAGUCGGACGAUAACGACAUCUAGUGAGGAAGUGGAGGAGUCGGUAUAA